This is a messenger RNA of Dentiscutata heterogama, 282 nucleotides long. The record is from the annotation of a GenBank genome assembly. Lineage: Eukaryota; Fungi; Glomeromycota; Glomeromycetes; Diversisporales; Gigasporaceae.
AUGUCAGUAAAAUGGGAUGUCGAGAAAGCAAAUAGGCUGUCGGAGAAAUGGAUUCGGGGAAGUGGUCUUUCAAGGAAAGGGGUCGUCGGUGCUGUAGGUUAUCAGGGAAAAAUGGAAGUUCAUCUUGCAAAUAUUUGUCUUGAUGUUCUUAAAGAUAUAAAAGAAUAUUGGCAAGAGUUACUUUCAAAUAAAAUUAUUAAUUACAAGCGAACAAAAAGCCCAAAUCAAAAACAAUAUGAUCUAGCAAAAACUAUUUUAAGAGCUUUCUUUAUAUUUAAUUGA